This is a messenger RNA of Paralichthys olivaceus (Japanese flounder), 3229 nucleotides long. The record is from RefSeq and is a predicted model, not a curated record. NCBI's taxonomy places the organism in Eukaryota, Metazoa, Chordata, Actinopteri, Pleuronectiformes, Paralichthyidae.
GUCUGCAGCGCAAGCAGAUAAUGAAGAGGAGAGGGACAAGCAUUUUGCUCACAUACACCACCAUGGCACAAAUGUGUGAAAUAGGUAUAGCGAUAUCCGGUGGCAUGGAUUCCUUUUAUUAUUAGUGAGCCGAGUCUAUGGGACCAUAGACUGUAUAUAAAGACAAGCCAGGACGGUCCCGCCCACUGCAUUGACGACCUUUCAUUGAGCGAUUCAAUCUCCACCGUUACCAUGGAAGACUACCACGACUAUAGCUGAGUAGGAUAACUGCCGAACUCUCAGCCCGUAGUAUUACGGUUUCAACAUGCCCGAACGGCAGUUCCCCAAGAGGCCAUCAGUUGCCUUUUAUUGACGUUAUAGCCUGCUUUUUCCAUGUGGAAAUUUCUUAGCAGUUGAAAGCAGGCCAUCGCUGCUACCGUAAGUAGUUAGUCUUCUCAGUGCUGCAGUCCUGGGCUUUUACGUGACGUCAUUAUUGACAUUGUUGUGUACCCAUUCCCUCCUGGACAUCUCAAAACCAAGUAUUUCAUGGGAUUCACUUACGCGAAGGAGAAGCGUGCCUAAGCUAAAAUGGUGAACUGGAGGCGGCUACUACGAAUGUCCAACCGAUCGUUUCUGGUCUUCAUAUUCUUCUUCUCCAUGUCCACCACUUGUCUCUACUUCAUUUAUGUGGCUCCUGGAAUAGCCAACACAUACUUCUUCAUGGUGCAGGCUCAGGGCAUCAUGUUGAGGGAAAAUGUAAGGACCAUUGGCCAGAUGAUUCGAUUGUACACCAAUAAAAACAGUACAGUCAAUGGGACAGACUAUCCUGAUGGCAGUAACUCCAGUGAAUACCUUGUCCAGCCAACUACAUAUCUUCCAGAGAACUUCACCUAUGCCCAGAACCUUUCCUGCCCUGAGCGAUUGCCUUCUAUGAAGGGCCUUAUGGAAGUGAACAUGACAGAGAUCCCUAUGGAGGAUAUUGAACUAAAGUUCUCCAAGUUUUUUGACAUUGAAUUUGGAGGCCAUUGGACACCAAAGGACUGCAGACCUCCCUGGAAGGUAGCAAUCCUGAUUCCAUUUAGAAACCGCCAUGAACAUCUUCCCAUUCUCUUCCAACACCUCAUCCCCAUGCUGCAGAGACAGCGGCUGCAGUUUGCCUUCUACGUCAUUGAACAGCCCCCCACCAACUCCCGCAACAGUGACCACUUCACACUACCCCUGUCGUUACCACCCUCCACCCCCCUGCUGACACACUCCCCAGACUAUGCCACAUCCCCCACCCCCAAGUCUGGACUUUACAUCACAGCUAGCCAGAGAGUCCCAGUGCUGUGGAAAACAUCCUUCCUGGUUCCAGUGCCAAAGAAAGGGCACCCUGUGACACUGAACAACUACAGGCCCAUAGCACUGACCUCUCACAUAAUGAAGGUGAUGGAGAGACUGGUCCUGGCACACCUCAGACCACUGGUGUGCUCAUCACAAGACCCUCUACUUCCAUACAGAGAAUUCUUUGGUGGUGUGAGUGGACUCACUGUGGACCAGUUCCGCAAGAUUAAUGGUUUUCCCAACGCCUUCUGGGGCUGGGGAGGAGAAGAUGAUGACUUGUGGAACAGGGUUCACUAUUCUGGUUUGAAUGUCACACGUCCAGAUGGAGAGAUUGGCAAGUACAAGUCAAUUCCUCAUCACCACAGAGGAGAGGUGCAGUUCCUUGGAAGGUAUAAACUGCUGAGGUAUUCCAAAGAGCGGCAACACUUAGACGGCCUCAACAAUCUCCAUUACAGCCCCCACAUCUCCCUCAGCAGCCUCUACAAGAACAUCACGGUGGACCUGAACCCUGAGCUUGUCCCUAUCACAGACUACUGAACUGACCCACCCAACCCUACUCUACACCCCAUCAGGAGGAGCAUAGGCUGGGAGGGGUGAGGAGAUGCACCAUGUAAUGCUGCCAAGAAUACCUAGUGAGAAAAAAAAAAAAUGGAAAAAAAGGAGAGAUAGUGGCAAAAGUGUGUGUGUGUGUGUGUGCGUGUGCGUGCGUGCGUGCGUGCAUCUUUGUCUAUAUUGGCUGAACUGCAACAAGUUGGCUUAGGUUAGGGAGAGCAGCAGCAACUCAGCUCUUGAAGUUUACUGCAAAGCCUUAAUGUGGAAAAACCACAGCUCCCUCUUCAUGGCUCUGCACUGCUUCAUUUCUUAUGUAUUACUGUCACCUUACAAGCCAAAAGACUUUUUGUCUCACUUUCUUUUUCAUGUUAUGUUGUUAAGCCACCAUAUUCCCUUAAAAGGAGGGAUCAGAGCAAGGUCAUCUUUAAUAUUUGCAAAGUGUGUUUUUUAUUUUGAUACAUGAUAUUUAUUUUCGCUGAUUCAGGAUGUAUGGAAAUGUCGUCUAUGUCGAUCAAUCAAUGUAAUUUGCUAUUUUGCUGCUGAAUCCGCAUGAACAUGUAUGUAAAUAGUAGCCUCUUGAACACAGAACACAAAUAAGUAAAUGUGGGCCUUUAAAUGCUUGGGCAUAUUUCAGUGAUAUUCCAGUGGAUUGAAUUUUACUUUGGCAGCUUCCUUUGGUCUGAGGAGUGAGUGGUUUCUUCCUAGCUGAAAGGUAUACAAAUAUUCAACAUUGUUUGUUGCAUGCCUUUAUUAAUUUUGUUUACAAAAUGUUGUCCUUUUUAAACAAAACAUUAUUUCAUCAGCUGGAGAUGUGUAUAUUUUUAUUUAGCUUUUUUUCCCAUUGAGUUGCACUUUGUGAAAAAGUAAAGCUGCUCCUCAAUGGGAGAGCAUGACUCAGUCUCUCCUUCAUUACUUUUUACAAGGAGCAGGGUCAGCCAUUACAGUACGAGUGUGUCCAUGCAGGUUUAUGGUCUUAGGUGUGUGUGUAUAUAUUUUUUUGUUUUUAUUUUGACAUUAUUUUUUGUAAUAAUUUUGUGCUGGACCAUGUAAAAAAAAAAAAGCUCCUCAUUGUACUGCAGUGUUACCUUUUUUUCUAAGCUUAUGAGGCAGCCAUAAAGGUCAGAAUGAAAGAACCUUGGUUGUCAGCCUUUCACAGCUAAAUGGCACUAUACCACAAAGAUGGAGAGAGAUGUGUAAGAAGAUUACUUGGACCAGAUAUUAACUAACAACUAUCCUCUAUAUCUCUAGGAUUUAUGUUUAACCAUGAAUUUUAAGUUUGGACUUUUUCUUUGAUUUUGUUGUGAUCUCUAAUCAGAACUCUGGCCGUUAUUGAUCCGGAUCUUUUAUCCCUUCCCAUCAGAUUAUUUCAUCUUGU